Messenger RNA from Schizosaccharomyces japonicus yFS275, 4206 nucleotides. Its product is annotated as ATP-dependent RNA helicase A-like protein. The transcript is spliced from 2 exons. The coding region runs from base 201 to 4055 and encodes 1284 amino acids. NCBI's taxonomy places the organism in Eukaryota, Fungi, Ascomycota, Schizosaccharomycetes, Schizosaccharomycetales, Schizosaccharomycetaceae. The record is from RefSeq and is a predicted model, not a curated record. Gene Ontology annotation, molecular function: ATP binding; RNA helicase activity; nucleic acid binding. Gene Ontology annotation, cellular component: spliceosomal complex.
AUCAAAUUCACAACUAAGCUAAUCAUUUGUUAACCUUUCUUUCAGCAAUGACAUACAUAUAAACCUUUACUUUACACUCAAUUUCACAAAAUGACCUUCACAAUUUCUUUUAAAUAAAAUACUUAACUCUACCGCACAAAAAGCUCUUUCCUUUCAACUUGUAACUACUGCUGAAAUUCUUGGAACGGCAAGAAAGUAGAAUGCUAAUAUCGAGAGCAUUAUUUCUUUACCGCGUACUUCCUAGAGUGAGCUGUUCUUUUAUUACUUACAAACAGUUUCACCAUUCUGCAGUUCAGUAUAAGAAGCGAUCGGGAAGAAAAUCAAAAUUUCCAAAGAAUGGAACGUCUUCCCAUUCCAAAAAACGAAAAGAGAUUACUGAAAUUACUUCAGAGCCUCAAUUAGAACUUCUACAAGGAAAAAAAUUCAAACAAUAUGGGUUUAACUCAGCUACCGAACUUGUAAAACAGGCUUCUAAGAUAUUCCACUCCUUUUUUGGAGAAAACGGAACUUGGUUGACGUCUCCGGUUUCAGAUAAAGUAAAUCUAGUACGUUUUUGUUCGUUCGUAAACGGAUAUGGUUUUUUCAACUUUGCUGAAUUGACUUUUGAUCCAAGCUUUACACAGGCGAAAGAACGGAUUUUUGUGAAGUUCUUUAAGGAUGUCAAAAGUUAUAAGCUUUUGAACCAGCUACACAGCGGAUUCUUAGAGCCUUUUGACAAAGUUCAGUUCUCGGCUUCUCGAGAUUAUCAAAAAGAAGUGCUCUCCUACUGUGCUUCCCAGCUACACACGCUCCCAAACAUAGUGUACAGGCUUGUGGAUAACCUGUAUACUAUUGAAAUAUACCUUCCGGAAUACAGAGUUCGUACUAUUGUCAAACUUGAUACAAAUUUCAAUGAUGCGGAAAAGUACGCAUUUUAUUUGUUUCUAAGACAUGUUCAACUAUCAACAAAAGCAUCCAUCGACUCGAAGUCUAUCUUACGAGACUUUCGAAAUCUCAACAUGUCAAACGCUCGCGGAUUCGUAGAAUUCUACGCUACUAGCUUAAAGAAGGAAAGCAAAACCGUUAGCAGUUGCUUACAUUCAUCUCUACACAGCGCCAGUGUUGUCAUCGAUGGCUUUACAUUUCCCUCUGUUCACGCUAGUAAUCAAGACGCGGCUAACUCAAUUGCCUAUCUUUAUGCUUCACAAGCGCUGAAAAAUAAGCAUCCAGAUUUAUGGGAAUCUUACGCUUAUGAUUUGAGGAAAGGAAACGGGGUUGUGCUACAAAAAAUACCUCCUGGAAAACACAGAACCUUUAAACAGUUGACUGAACAAGUCUCUUCAUUGGCAGAAACUUUACUUUCGAAAGAUCGGGAUGCGGAAAGAUACCAUGCUCAUUUUCUUUCAAAGGUUUCUUCAACUAUUAAUGAAGAUGAGUCCUCAGUUGCAAGUCCAAUAUUGUCUUCCAUUUCACUGGAGGAACAGAAGAAGCUUAAUGCACAACGAAAAGAAGCACUCGAAGCUUAUGAUCAAAAUGAUGAUAUAAAGAGUUUGCGUGACGUUCGCAAAAGCUUGCCAAUUUAUGGUUUUGAACAAACAUUACUUCGCGCCAUUGAAGUAAACCCUGCUGUUAUCGUGGUCGCAGAUACUGGCAGCGGAAAAACUACUCAGCUUCCCCAAAUGAUUCUUGAUGAUUAUAUUCGAAGGGGGGAAGCCACAAAAUGUAACAUUAUGUGUACGCAACCUCGCCGACUUUCAGCCGUCUCUGUUGCUGAGAGGGUAGCAAAUGAACGAAAUGAGUCACUUCGUAAAUCAGUGGGUUACUUUGUUCGGUUUGAGAAUCGGACACCGACAGCACCAGGCAGUAUACUCUUUUGUACGACGGGUAUUGCCCUUCGAAAACUCCAAGACUCUAAUAGUGUAUUAAGUUCGUACUCGCACAUUAUUUUGGACGAAGUUCAUGAACGCUCUCUGCAAACGGAUCUCUUACUAGCUAUCUUAAAAACAUCAAUUGUUCAAUUGAUGCACGCUGGUCUUCCUUAUCCAAAACUUAUUUUAAUGAGUGCGACAAUUGAUGCAAAACCAUUCCAAGAGCACUUGUCCAACCUUUUCAUUGACGGAAAUUGUCCAUUAAUCAAGGUUCCCGGGCGCGCUUUUCCUGUUGAAAAGAACUAUCUUGAAGAUAUUCUCCCAAUGUUGCAAUCACAGACCGACGAGUAUAAGGAAGUUAUGGAAGAUAAAUCAACUCGCAACUUCAUUAAUCACGAAAGUUCGUAUAUGAACAAUGUAAUAAAACCAUCGAAUUACCAACGCGGAGCAUCUGUCUCGAACGAGGAUGCUGAAAGCAAUUUAAACAUACAUAGCCGUGUUCACGAUGGUGAAGUGACCUUUGAUUUCACCGACGAAGCAAAAGACAUACCUUUUCGUUUGCUUGCCUCACUGCUUGGUUAUUUAUGCGCGAACGGUACUUUAGAGGGCUCUAUUCUCGUCUUCCUUCCAGGUUUGGCAGAAAUGACAAAACUACAGAGCAUUCUUGUUCAAACAAAACCUUUUGGAAUUGAUGUUGAGGACUCAGAGAAGUAUAAAAUUUAUAUGCUUCACUCUUCAUUAAAGCGUAUGAACGAAGUUUUCUGCGUGGGCGAGAAAAAUGUUCGAAGAAUCAUAUUGGCAACUAACAUAGCUGAAACGGGAAUCACUAUUCCAGAUGUUGCUUAUGUCGUUGACAGUUGUUUGCAUCGUGAAAAAAUGUAUUGUCCUCAUCGACGAGUAUCUGCCCUGUUAUGCCAUAGCAUCAGCAAGGCGAACAUGCGCCAACGAUGUGGAAGAGCCGGAAGAGUACAACCCGGCGAAUAUUAUGCUCUUAUAAGUGAAGCUCAUGCGGAUGCGCUUCCAGAAUCCACAGUGCCAGAAAUCCAUCGUUCGGAUCUUCAAGAUGUUUGUCUGCAAGUGCUUUCAAGUACAAAUUUUCCGUUGCAACAGCUUCUUAAGGAAACUCUGGAACCUCCAUCUACUGCGGCUGUUAACGAAGCACUAGCUUUGCUCAAACGAACGGGAGCAUUAACGAAUUCUGUUGAACUGACACCACUUGGCAAACUUCUUGCUCACUUACCAAUGGAACCGUCAAUGGGAAAAAUGAUUAUUUGUGCUGCGGUUUUCAAGUGUUUAGACCCUCUCUUAUAUCUGACAGCUGCUAUGACUACUGGUGAUGUAUUCUUCACACCCAUACGAGAUCGUGAAACAGCACAAGCAAGAAGACGGCAAUUCGAUCGUGUAUACCUCAGCGAUCAUCUAACAACUAUUAACGCCAUUGCUAAAUAUCGAAGUAUUUUAAUUACUGAGGGACGCAAUAAAGCUUUUGACUUUGCACAUGACAACUUCUUGAAUGUGACGAAACUCAACAGUGCUUUACACAUUGCUGAACAAAUUCAUCAAAUUCUUGUCAAACUUAAACUUGUUCCGUACUCCUCAAAUGAUAGAUCGAGCACUUUUAUCGGUCACCCUUCAGCGAAUGAGCAUGCAGAUUCACAAGAAUUGAUUCUCGCCCUUCUGAACAUUGGGCUUCUCCCGAAUUUGGCUAUUACUCGGUACGGAAGAUUUUUGCGAACUCCCACUGAACAAACGGCGAUGGUUCAUCGGAGCUCAAUUGCUUUUGUUAAAUCCAGUCACGGCGUUUAUGCAAAACCCGACGAACCCAUCACUCAGGGAAAAACAUAUUUGUAUACAACCAAGUCAAGUAAUUCCGAUCAAGGUGUUGUAUUCCUUCACAGCAUUAGUCCAACCAGUCCUUUGAUGCUUCUUCUUUUCGAAACCUUUCCUAUACACUCUUUUGGUCCAUGUAUUACCUUCGACAAUUGGUACACUGUAUACUUCAAUGAGGAAAUCUUACUCAAGUGUUUGAUGAUCUCAAGCUUCAUAAAAAAGUUUUUUAUACGACUGUUCGAAAAGGUUAACUUGACGCUUUCCACUGGUGCUUCUCCAAGAAGGAUGCUAAUUUCUGAUAAUCAUUGCAGCAAUAUUGCUGCCGGACUAAAGAAUGUCGCACAGUCCGAGUACUCCCGCUAUCGACUGUGGAAAUAACUGACAAAAAUACCACCUUGCUUAUUGCAAGCUGUACGCCUGGUGUUCCUCAACACUUAAGAGUUAUGUAUGUAAUGUAAAUUAAUGAUAGUUUUAUGAGCCACUCCAUGUCUUUGAUAACAUUCAAUAAAAUACACAAGUUCAACUCAGA